Ahaetulla prasina is the source of this 2596-nucleotide messenger RNA. It is a transcript of the gene CACNG4, whose product is annotated as calcium voltage-gated channel auxiliary subunit gamma 4. Gene Ontology annotation, cellular component: postsynaptic density membrane; AMPA glutamate receptor complex; voltage-gated calcium channel complex. The record is from RefSeq and is a predicted model, not a curated record. Gene Ontology annotation, molecular function: voltage-gated calcium channel activity; channel regulator activity. Bases 404 to 1393 code for a protein of 329 amino acids. Gene Ontology annotation, biological process: transmission of nerve impulse; calcium ion transmembrane transport; neurotransmitter receptor transport, postsynaptic endosome to lysosome. NCBI's taxonomy places the organism in Eukaryota, Metazoa, Chordata, Lepidosauria, Squamata, Colubridae. The transcript is spliced from 4 exons.
GAAGAGGCAACUCGCGGCGUGUGCCGCCGGGCGCGUGGCGCGCUGGAGUGGCGAGGGAGCGCCCCGAGGGGAAGCGGCCCCAGGGGUUGGAAGGGGCGCCGGCUGCCAACGUCGCGGCUCCUCUGACUCUUGAAAGGGCGGCGACCUUUUCGGGAGCCACUUUUUUUUCCACCCUGUCGCUGGGCUUUGGCUCGAACCUUUUGGCGCGCCCUCCCCUUCCCCUCCCGCCCAUGUCUCGGCUCCUUUGCCACGUCCUGGGUGAAUGGAAGGAGGGAGGCGAGGGGGAGAAAGAGGAGGAGGAAGGAGGGGAAGCCACCGCUCGGGCGCGGCGGGGGGGAGGCAGUGCUCGACUGCGUCUGUCUCUUGCUGCCCCCUGAGCCCGUCGGGUGGAGCAUGAAGCACCAUGGUGUGGUGCGACCGUGGGAUCCAGAUGCUGCUGACCACGGUGGGUGCCUUCGCCGCCUUCAGCCUCAUGACCAUCGCUAUCGGCACCGAUUAUUGGCUCUACUCGAGCGCCAACCUCUGCAACGGGACCAAUGUCACCGCCACGGACGAGACGGCGCAAAGCCAGCCGAAAAAAGUGAAGGGCGACCUCACCCACUCCGGCCUCUGGAGGUUCUGCUGUAUUGAAGGGAUAUACAAGGGACACUGUUUUCGAAUCAACCAUUUCCCCGAAGACAAUGACUAUGAUCACGAUAGCUCUGAAUAUCUUCUCCGUAUAGUACGUGCCUCCAGUGUGUUCCCCAUCCUAAGCACAAUCUUGCUGUUGCUGGGAGGCCUCUGCAUUGGAGCUGGGAGGAUUUACAGCAGCAAAAACAACAUUAUCCUUAGUGCUGGAAUUCUUUUUGUAGCAGCAGGGUUAAGUAACAUAAUAGGAAUUAUUGUCUACAUCUCCAGCAAUGCAGGUGAUCCUAGUGACAAGCGGGAUGAGGAUAAAAAGAACCAAUACAGUUACGGCUGGUCUUUUUAUUUUGGAGCCUUGUCUUUCAUUGUGGCAGAAACAGUUGGUGUGCUGGCUGUGAACAUUUACAUUGAUAAAAACAAAGAGCUGAGGUUUAAGACCAAGAAGCAGUUCCUUAAGACUUCAGCUUCCCCUUACGCGAGGAUGCCAAGCUACAGAUAUAGAAGAAGAAGGUCCAGAUCUAGUUCUCGAUCCACAGAACCUUCUCCAUCCAGGGACAUUUCUCCAGUUGGGAUGAAGAUGGCAGGUUCUCUUCCGAUGAAUGAGAUCUCCAUGUAUACCCUCUCCAGGGAACCUCUCAAAGUUACCACCGCAGCAAGUUACAAUAUAGAACAAGACGCUGGCUUUCUUCAAGUCCACAAUUUCCUUCAAAAGGAAUUCAAAGAGGGACUUCAUAUCAAUAUGGUCAACAGGAGAACAACACCUGUUUGAAGGGAUUUGUUGGGUUGUUUGUUUGUUUGUUUUUCCUGAAACAAAGCAAAGGAAGUGAAAUCCAGAUCCUUUAUACUGUAGGUGAAAAGCAUGUCUUUUGAAAAUGCUCUUGCAUACUUCCGGGAUAAAAAUCCCAGAAUGAAGUUGCAGAAAGAGACGUUGGCAUAACACAAUGUCCUCGAGAGAUGGAACAAUACCUUUUUAGCUGAUUUUUAUAAGCUCUUUCAAAAUUUGAUUAAGAAAAGAAUAUUUAGGAAAUAAUUAAAAUCAGCCGUUCCAAUCCCUGCACUUUUGUAGUAUGUAUUGUGUAACUUGUGUCCUGGAAAAUAUUUUAGUGGAAAUAGAUUUUUAAAUUUUCAGUGUGGACUUUUUUCUACAACCCGGCCCUUUGGUACAAUCUGAAAUUCAUCAUAAAUGCUGCCUAAUGUUUAUGUUUCUUUAGAGCAGAAGAAAAAGGCAUCAAUGAGAAUAGCGGGCUGGGGAAUUCUGGGAGUUGAAGUCCACAGGGUGCCAAGGUUGGAAACCCCUCUUUUAGAGCAAAGGUCAAAUAAUGGGGGUGGGGAGGAAGCUUGUGGUUGGUUCCAACUUUUGAAAACCAGUGAGGGGGAACCAUUCCAACUAGAGUUCUGCUCCUGAGCCUUAGGCAUCCUUGGGGGAAAAACCUGGUUUCUGACUUUAAACACACUGUAAUAUUGCUGAGAAUGUAGAUGUAGACUCCAUUGAUCUCUCUUCCUUGUUUACUGGAUUGCCCAGUAGUCUUUUUGACUUUUUAUUCUGCGCGCUCUUAAGUAAAGACUGUGAUUAGAUGAAGAAUAUCAGUUCCUUCAAAACUGCCCAUCCUUUAUUACUGUAUAUAAAUGAAUAGUCGUCCCCAAAGGCUUGAAAGAACUUGAAUUGCAAAGUCAAAAGCAACAAUUUGGGGAUGAGACAGUAUGAACUGAUGCUAUAUAUCUGUAAAGCAAGUUUCCCAAACGUGUGUCAGAGAUAAGUUUAGCUAACCCCACAUUAUAGAUUUCAAACAUUUGUAUUAAAACAAAUAUAUCCAGAACUCAUAACAUGAAUAGACCUGUGUUGGCGAUUGGGGAAGAGGGGCCUUUACUAAACCAAUCAUUUGCAGCCAUAAUUUUCUAGGCACUUCGUCGGAAAGUACCGUAUAUACUCGAAUAUAAGCCGAUCCGAGUAUAAGCCGAGGUCCCCAAUUUU